AUGUCUCUAAAGCGUCUGUACAACGCUUCACCAGAUACAAUUAUAUUACUGUGCAUAUGUGCCAUCUUAGCAAGUAUAGAAUGCCGACCCCAACCGCAGUUUGGUUUAUUCGCCAAAACAGUACCGCAAGUAUUAAAAUAUAACUUCCAGAAUUUCCUCAGGGGAUUUUCGUUUAGCGUAGACACUAGUGACCAAUUCCAUCAUGAAGCUAGAGGGGAACUGAGGUCGGAAACUGGUAGAGAAGAAGAUGAAGGAAUCGAGGUUCAAGGAUUUUAUAGUUACAUAGGAGAUGAUGGGAAAGAAUACAGAGUAGAUUAUACUGCCGGAAAGAAUGGGUUUGAGCCGGCUGGUACACAUUUACCACCUUCGGCUGGCGUGAAAAAAUUGGGAAUGGCACCAUCACCAUGCCUAUUGGCUUCCAUUGAUGGUUGCGGAUUGGGUUGA
Messenger RNA from Anoplophora glabripennis (Asian longhorned beetle), 444 nucleotides. RefSeq names its product flexible cuticle protein 12-like. Gene Ontology annotation, molecular function: structural constituent of chitin-based larval cuticle. NCBI's taxonomy places the organism in Eukaryota, Metazoa, Arthropoda, Insecta, Coleoptera, Cerambycidae. The transcript is spliced from 3 exons. The record is from RefSeq and is a predicted model, not a curated record. Bases 1 to 444 code for a protein of 147 amino acids. Gene Ontology annotation, cellular component: chitin-based extracellular matrix.